CGUCACGCAACUCAUCCUGUGACAUACAAAAUGGAACGUCGCCCGAGUUACAGAGCGGACGAGAUGUUCAGUGCUCGGACCGUACACACGUGGAUGACGGCAACAGCUGUGUUAGUCACAGUGAAGCUGUCAAGGGUGCGUCUCAGGAUGGGCCGAGGCAAAACGAGAAGCGAUCCCAAGACGGGCUGAGGUCAAAUCGAGUGUCUUUUGUUGGGGAUUUACCCCAAUCAAUUGAGUCCGACGCAGACGACGUCCUCGACCAAUCACAAACCGUUUUACAGAGCAACGCGAUUGCGGAUCUCAUACUCUUAUCCAAGCU
Molecule: messenger RNA, 319 nt
Organism: Lymnaea stagnalis (great pond snail)
Lineage: Eukaryota; Metazoa; Mollusca; Gastropoda; Lymnaeidae
Source: the annotation of a GenBank genome assembly